AUGAGAUGGAUUAUUCUAUUGUACGUUUCUAAUAUUAUAUAUGGAUUUGUAAAUACAUUAUUCCCUAGAUGUGAAGAAAUUAUAGAUAAUCCCAAAACAACAAUACAAGUAAAUUUUUGGACAAAUGCAUGCAAUAAUAUUAGAGAAUAUUAUCCUCCUGUAACUAAUUACGAUUUUAAAACUAUUAUAUGCCCAAAAGUUAUGACAUAUUUAUAUAAUAUAUAUAAUUUACGAGAAGAUUCACUAAGUGAAGUUGGCUUUAAGUACUUGUAUUACUGGAUAUUUAAGUACUAUCUAAAGGAUGAAAAAAAAAGCAAUCGUAUAAAACCACUUUAUGAUGAAUUGCUCAAAGUAUAUAAUAAUUGGGAUCAUAAGGUGCACAGUGCUAUUGCUUUUCAGGAAAAUGAAACAGAUGAUGAAUUGGAAAAUCUAAAAGACAUAUAUGAUUUGAAUAUUAAACUUCAAGGUAUAGGAAAAAAUUUAUAUUGUGAUGGUCAAUAUAGAUGUGAUUGUGCCGAGCAAUGUGCUAAAAUUUAUGAUCGCCUCAAGAAAGCAUGUAUAUCCAAUUAUGAUCAUAAUUUACAUAAUUUGUUAGAUAAAUAUAGAAAUAAAUUUAUUAAUCUAGACUUAAAUUCAGCAUGUGAUAAUAUUAAACAUUUAAUAUUACCCUUAUAUGAAGAUAAUAAACAAAUGAUUACUUCAUCCAAAUCUAGUAUUGUGUUUCCUAGAAAAAUUCCAAUUUUUUUUACCCCAUAUGGCUUAAGGGUGAAACGUAAAAUAAAAUGUGUUAAAAAAAAUUGGAAUAAUGAAGAUGAAAAAUCCCCAAUAUUCGGAUUUUCUGAAAAAUAUAACAGUCUUUCUAUGAAUUACAACUAUAAUUUAUCAUUUUGA
This is a messenger RNA of Plasmodium gonderi, 891 nucleotides long. RefSeq names its product variable surface protein. The record is from RefSeq and is a predicted model, not a curated record. Lineage: Eukaryota; Apicomplexa; Aconoidasida; Haemosporida; Plasmodiidae. The coding region runs from base 1 to 891 and encodes 296 amino acids. The transcript has 3 exons.